UGCAGCCCCUUUUAACAUAAAACCAAAACAAACUCAUUUUUAUAUAAGUUCCAUUUGAUAUUUAAUAUUUUUAUUUAAACACAAAUGCCUCGAAAUCUAAAUGCAGAGAGGGACAAUCCCUGCCUCAAGGAGCAGGAAUUAUCGUUCAAAUGCCUCAACAAAAACAAUUUUGACCACGAGAAGUGCGAAGUUUAUUUUGCCAAUUAUAACAACUGUAAAGAGUUUUGGAACAAAGUUAAAAGUGAGCGGAGAGCCAAGGGACAAGCUCCAUAUUUACCGCCCUUGGAGGAACGCGAAGCGAUUAAAGCUGAAUAUAUGAAAGGAAAACCACAGCAGAGCUGAUAAAAUUAGCUAUUUAAGCACCUUUUUAACAAAUAAAUUAAGUGUACAUCAACUGCCAGAACUUGUAUAAAGAAAACACAUCUACCUACAGUCGAUAUACUGAAUUUCUAAAACAGAAAAUUCUUAUUUCAUUAAACCAUUUUCAAUUACUUUUUUAUAUUGUA
Molecule: messenger RNA, 506 nt
Organism: Drosophila rhopaloa
Lineage: Eukaryota; Metazoa; Arthropoda; Insecta; Diptera; Drosophilidae
Product: coiled-coil-helix-coiled-coil-helix domain-containing protein 7
Exons: 3
Coding region: 85-342 (85 amino acids)
Source: RefSeq, a predicted model, not a curated record